Molecule: messenger RNA, 3900 nt
Organism: Chrysemys picta bellii (western painted turtle)
Lineage: Eukaryota; Metazoa; Chordata; Testudines; Emydidae
Gene: PTGER4
Product: prostaglandin E receptor 4
Biological process (GO): inflammatory response; positive regulation of cytosolic calcium ion concentration; cellular response to prostaglandin E stimulus
Cellular component (GO): plasma membrane
Molecular function (GO): prostaglandin E receptor activity
Source: RefSeq, a predicted model, not a curated record
GCUCGCCCCGCCUGUGAGCGAGCGAGGGUGACACACACACACGGCAGCACAUGCUCCGAGGAGGGAUGAGCUCCAGGGGCCAGCCACUGGCACAGCUCACACAGCCGGGCUGCGUGGGACUCUCAGCACCGAGCUGCCAGCAGCUCAGUCCAGCAUCCAACGGAGGCGACUGGGAGGAGAGACACGCACCUGCCAUCGCCAUCCACCGCCCGCUGCUCUUAUAACUCCAGCGCCCUGCGCGCUCCCACCGCAAAGGGUCCUGAACAAGUUGGGAAAGAAGGGGCUGGGACAGUCCCCACCUCUGCUCCUCUGAAUCCUUAUUUCCACGUCUCAAGGAACUGGACUCAGCAGCUGUUGGCACGCAGGGACACACACGGCAAAAGGACAGGGUUUGGAAAGCAACGCCGAUGCUUCAAGGAUCUCUCUGAACCUCUUUUUGGAGGAAGACCAUUGGGAAGAUUUUGAUGGUACAAAGUUGAGGGGCAAAGACAAGGAAAAGAGCAGCUUGCACCGGAAAAAGGGAAAGUCCCCCACUCUCAGAAGCUGGGAUCUGUUUCCGAGCUGAACUUUGGAAAGUGCAAGAACCUGCCCAAAAACUAAUAGAACAGGAGCCACAACAAAAGCGGUACGAAGAAAAAACAUUAACUGCAGCUUUUUGAAUUGCAAGGCUUUUUUUUUGUGUGUGUGUGUGUGUGGCUUCACUUUCCAUUGCGUCUGUUUUUUCUUGAAUUCAGUUGCUUUUUAAGCUCACCCCCCUUGCCUUGAAAUGCAGAGGUUUUUUAAUUGAAUCUCUUGUCUUGAACUGCAGUUUGUUCCUUGACGUUUUGGGGGGAACAGAGGGGGAGGGACUUGUCUUUGAACUGCAUUUUUGGAUCCACUUUUGUUUUCAUCUCCCCUGACAACCCACAACAACAGAAUCUUCAUCAUCAUGUCUUUUGACCACACCACCAUAUACACAACAGCGAACAGUUCCACCAGUGAGCAUGGGGACGGCAAGCCCCCCACCAUCCCCACUGUCAUGUUCAUCUUUGGGGUGGUGGGCAACCUGAUUGCCAUCGUGGUGCUUUGCAAGUCCAGGAAGGAGCAGAAGGAGACCACUUUCUACACGCUGGUGUGUGGACUGGCAAUCACUGACCUCUUGGGGACCUGUCUGGUGAGCCCAGUCACUAUUGCCACAUACCUGCAGAACCGCUGGCCAGGUGGAUCUGAACUGUGUGAAUACAGCUCCUUCAUCCUCCUUUUCUUCGGGCUCUCUGGCCUCAGCAUCAUCUGUGCCAUGUCUAUAGAAAGGUACCUGGCCAUUAACCAUGCCUAUUUCUACAACCAUUAUGUGGAUAAGAAGCUGGCAGGGCUCACUCUCUUUGCCAUUUAUGUCUCCAAUGUGCUGUUCUGCGCCCUACCCAGCAUGGGACUAGGCAAAUCUACCUUACAGUACCCCCAAACUUGGUGUUUCAUAGACUGGAAGACCAAGGAGGCCACCCAUGCCGCCUACUCCUACAUGUAUGCCGGCUUCAGCUCCUUCCUAAUCAUGGUCACGGUAGUCUGCAAUGUCUUGGUGUGUGUGGCCCUGAUUCGCAUGCACCGUCAGUUCAUGCGACGCACCUCCCUGGGCACAGACAACACCGCCAGCCGCUUGUCUGACUUUCGCCGGCGCAGGAGCUUUCGUCGCAUGGCUGGAGCAGAGAUCCAGAUGGUCAUUUUGCUUAUUGCCACCUCCCUGGUUGUGGUCAUCUGCUCCAUUCCUCUGGUGGUACGUGUCUUCGUGAACCAACUGUACCGACCAGACAUAGUGAAGGAUGUCAGUCAAAACCCUGACUUGCAGGCCAUCCGCAUUGCUUCAGUGAACCCCAUCCUGGAUCCCUGGGUCUACAUCCUCCUCCGCAAGACAGUGCUCAGCAAAGUCAUAGAGAAAAUCAAGUGCCUCUUCUGCCGCAUUGGAGGGGCUCGAAGGCAACACUCUGGGAGCAAUUUCAACUGUGCGGAUGGACGCCGAACCUCCUCCGCCAUGUCCAGCCACUCACCUUCCUUCAUCUCUCGGGAGCUGAGGGAGAUCAGUAGCACCUCACAGACAUUGCUCUACCCUCCAGAGCUAAGUGAAAGUAGCACUGGGGGUCGCAUGCUGCUGCCAGGAGCCAGUGCUGGUCUGGCUCAGUGUGACACUACAUCAGUGAGGACAUUACGCAGCUCAGAGACCUCAGACUCUUUGCCGGGACAGGACUCUGAGAGUGUCUUUCUGGUGAAUGAAGUCGGGUCUGGUGGCGAAGCCAGCUCUGUGCCCAAAAGCAGCUCCCUCCAGGUCACCUUUCCCAGUGAAACGUUGAACUUAUCAGAAAAGUGUAUAUAGCAAUGAAAGGAAUCACACACACAUGAUCCUUUCCCAAUACUUUGGAAAAACUGGUGCAAUAGACAUGCACUCUGCCUACUUAAGGGGACCGGGGGGGUCAGCUACACUCUGAAGGGCUAUUUUUCUCUUGCCAUGUGAUGGGUACAGUUCUUCCAGACUACUGAGGAUCAUACCAUGGAGCAGUUGCUACAGACAGGCCCUGCCAUCACAAAACAUACAGGACAGGUCUAAUGGGUUUGGAAACAUACACCGUUAUUACCUUGUAUUGCUCUGUGACAUAAGAUUGCUGCUGGGACUCUAUGGCUGAAAAGAUCUGUCAUUUUUUGUCCAAAUCUGCUAGAAAUGUAUUUUCUCUCCCCCCUCCUGCCACAACUAUCAAGGUUUUAAGUCUCUGGGUACUAGAGACUUGAAGGCGAGACAGUUACUGGGAACUGGGUAGAGAUACUAUGACGACUGCCUGGUGUACAAUUUUAAAGAGUCUCACUAAUGCGUGAAAAUGUGAAUUUUUAUUGCUGUAAAUAUCAUCAUUUAAAAUAUUUAAAAAUCUAUUCUUCUCUAUGAGAAGGUUUAUUAUUAAUACAAGGUAUAUAGAAACAAUUGCCAACCUUCAUUUCCUCCGAAUAGUGCCAGCUGACGAUAGACAUUCUUGAGUUAGGUUUGUUUUCCAUACAAGUUUACAGGUAGGUGGAGAACUAGUUCUCUAGAUGGGAACAAAUAAAAACUUUUUGAAUUAAAUGGAAACAUUUUGUGCUAUUAAGGGAGAAAAGAAAAAACACCUUUUAAGUUUAAUAUAUUCUUUCCAGUGUGUGUACAUUCUAAAAAGCUAGAUUUUAUUUAUGUGCUGUGAAUAUUUAUCUGCAGAACACAAUUUCUCCUUUCUAAGUACUAAGGCCCCAACCUUGCACUCUUACACACAUGCUUAAUGGCACUCACAAGCAGUCCAAUUGAAGUCAAUCAGACUCUUCACAUGAAUAAAAUUAAGCAUUUGCAUAAAUUGCUUUUGGGGUUGGGGCCUAAAACUUUCAAUUCCUGGUUAAUAUUUUUAAUAUUCACUCUAGUUUAAAAAUCACCAAUGUACUAAAGGUAUUUUUAUAACAUUUAUCCUUUUACUUUAAAUGAGUAAAAAGAAUCUUAUGAUUGAGUAAUCUGAUAUUCCAUCAAAUAAUCAUAUGAAACAAGCAAAGCAGAAUCUUCAUUACAAAGUAGAGGUAUAUAAUCUCACACCCCAUACUCAGCCCCAAUGAGAAUUAUUUACCACUAAAAUGUAGUGCCAUAAAUAACUGUUAACCAGUGAUGAAAAGGAGUUUUGUGUUUAUGUUUUAAAAGAUAGAUCUUGUUCCAGCAGCAUUGUUGUAUCAAACAUUAAUUAUGUACAGAUCUUUGGGAAAAAAUUGUCAAAGAAAUAUUAAGCAUGUUAUGUUGCUUACAGUGUUUUCAUGUGAAUCGCUUUAUUGUAAUUAAAAUCCUGAGCCUGAUAUUGAUGAUAUGUUUAAGAAGCAGUUGUACUGACCAAAAUCAUUUUGGAGAUCGCAAUUAAAUGGAAACAUUCUGCUUGA